Messenger RNA from Sinocyclocheilus grahami, 1096 nucleotides. RefSeq names its product egl nine homolog 3-like. Gene Ontology annotation, biological process: peptidyl-proline hydroxylation to 4-hydroxy-L-proline; cellular response to hypoxia. Bases 271 to 984 code for a protein of 237 amino acids. The transcript is spliced from 5 exons. Gene Ontology annotation, molecular function: L-ascorbic acid binding; ferrous iron binding; peptidyl-proline 4-dioxygenase activity. The record is from RefSeq and is a predicted model, not a curated record. NCBI's taxonomy places the organism in Eukaryota, Metazoa, Chordata, Actinopteri, Cypriniformes, Cyprinidae. Gene Ontology annotation, cellular component: nucleus; cytoplasm.
CGCCCCCUAAAGGAAGAUCAGGGAACAUGUAUUGUCCAGCCCUCAGAUGUUGAAAUUAAACGCACUGAAUGGGGUUUAUCCGCCCACUGCAGCGCGACACGCAUUCUGCACGUUCCACAUGCGUCGCAGGUGCGCUCGUGGACCCUCACACAGAGCGAUUAUAAAGCCCACCUGAGUUACAGCCCCGGUCUGCUGCUGCUGCACGUGCCGUUCUCUAUCCGAACCCGUAGCAUUACAUAGGCUAUCACUUUGAAAAACUCAAAAGACAAAAUGCCAUUUCUUCAGCACGCACUGGACUCGCAGUUGGAGAGUUUGGCUUUGGGGCAAGUGGUUCCGGCUCUGUUGGACCGAGGCUUCUUUUACGUGGACCACUUUCUGGGGGACAUCGCGGGCCACAUGGUUCUGGGUCAGGUCAAGCGCAUGCAUUACUGUGGGCUUCUCAACGACGGCCAGCUGGCCAGACGAAGCAAUGGAGUUUGCAGAAGCAUCAGAGGAGAUCAAAUCACAUGGGUUAACGGGACGGAGAGGGGCUCCGAGGCGGUCAACUUUUUAUUAACACUCAUAGACAAACUCAUUUCUCUGUGUGAGGGUCAACUGGGCAAAAGUAUCCGCGCAAGGUCAAAGGCGAUGGUGGCUUGUUAUCCAGGAAAUGGAGCAGGAUAUGUGAAACAUGUAGAUAACCCUAAUGCAGACGGCCGCUGCGUCACCUGUAUUUACUAUCUGAAUAAAAACUGGAAUGCAAAGGAGCAUGGCGGAUUGCUAAGGAUCUUUCCUGAAGGAAAAUCUUACGUAGCCGACAUCGAGCCUUUGUUUGAUCGACUUCUGCUUUUCUGGUCAGAUCGUAGAAACCCUCAUGAAGUUCAACCGUCAUAUGCUACAAGGUAUGCAAUCACUGUGUGGUACUUUGAUUCAGAGGAAAGAGCUGAAGCAAAAAGAAAAUUCAGAGAUCUGACAGCCAACUCACAGGAAGGUUCAUCACCUUAACAGAAAUACACUGGCCUGUCUCCUCCGAGAGGAUUUCUUUUGUCUACUGUCUUAUUUCUUUGCUUUUUUUUCUAUUUUUACAUGGCUUUUUGCACUAAAGGUACCUCUCCCC